Ornithodoros turicata is the source of this 2331-nucleotide messenger RNA. RefSeq lists its product as uncharacterized. The transcript has a single exon. Lineage: Eukaryota; Metazoa; Arthropoda; Arachnida; Ixodida; Argasidae. Bases 112 to 2331 code for a protein of 739 amino acids. The record is from RefSeq and is a predicted model, not a curated record.
AGCCUCUGUCGUUGUUCUAUUCAACGUUGGGCACGAUACAGAAAAUCCUGGCAAGACACUACAAAAAACUGGCGACGAGGAUGGGAUGUUAAUCCACCGUCGGAGAAGCCCAUGUCCGAAGCAACGGGACAACAAAGCCAAGAAGCAGGUUCGACAGACGCCGCGGAGCCGCGUCAAGUAACCGAUAUGACGAGCUCCCUACCAGCCCUUCCACCGUUCGACCCGCACUCAGAAGUGUCCUCGCUCGCUCGGCGUUGGACCAAGUGGUUAGCUCGGUUCGAGAACUUCAUUUUGGCGGCCGAUGUCAAAGAUGCAGAGCGCAAACGUGCAAUGCUGCUCCACUAUGCCGGCGAAGCAGUGUACGACAUAUUCCUAUCGCUCUCUAACACGGGAACGGAUUACAAGACUGCCGUCAAAUGCCUGACAGAGCACUUGGCCCCUAAGAAGAAUACAGUUCUCGAGCGACAUGUGUUUCGACAGGCCAGACAAGAGCCUGGAGAGACGUUGGACCAGUUUCGAGUCCGACUCAGAAGAUUGGGUGCAACGUGUGAGUUCACCGCCAUUGAGGGCGAGAUAGUCUCGCAGAUCAUAGAAGGCACAUCGUCGCAGAAACUGCGCAGGGCUGCACUUCGCGAGACGGACAUCACGCUGGAGAAACUUCUUAGCACGGGACGUAGCAUCGAGAUCUCCGAAGUGCAAGCUAGCAGCAAAGAGAGCCCAACGUCAGCCCAACCUGUGCAGAAGAUCACACCAAAGAAGCAGCCGCAUGAGGGUCCGCCUCCGAAGAAAAAUCACCAACGAAAUCGUCCGAAACAAAACCACACUGAAGACAUCCAAGCAGAGAAGUGCUCAGCAUGUGGAAGGACCUGGCCCCACAAAGGUGGCAAGACAAACUGCCCAGCCUGGGGACAGACCUGUCAUAAGUGUCAGAAGAAAAACCACUUCGCUAAAUGGUGCAGAGGCCCUAGAGAGACAAAGGAAACAGUGCGAUCCCUAGCUGCAUCGACCGCCACAGCAGACCCUCUGCAAGCCCCGGGCUCAGAUGAGUCACUGUUUCAUGUGCGAACCAACACGAGCAAGCUUCCAGUUGUCACCGUCAAGGUUAACGAUACGUCAAUAGACUUUUACCUGGGCACUGGAGCUGGGGUCAACGUUGUAGGAGAGCAAACCUGGCGUAAACAGCUCCGAACACCGUUAGACGCUACAGCAACGCGUCUCGUACCAUACGGUGUUACCGAGAUACCUGUGCUGGGAACAUUCGUUGCUGAGUUCAGUGCCCGAGAAACGAAAACGAGAACACCAGUGUACGUUGUAAAAGGGUCACAGACAUCCCUUUUGAGCUACCAGACAGCCACAGAACUACAACUCGUCAGCGUUGUGCAGAACAUUGCCGAGAAGUCUUCCGUCGACGCCGUAAAGGAAUUUCCAAAGCUGUUUGAUGGACUCGGUAAGCUCAAGGACUUCCAAGUGAAACUAGAGAUUUCGAAAGACGUGCAGUCCGUCGCCCGUCAGCACCGGCGGAUUCCCUUUCGGUUAAGAAAAGCGCUAGAAGCUGAGCUGUCACGGCUGGAGGAACUCGACAUCAUCGAGUCAAUGACAGGACCGACACCAUGGGUUUCCCCUGUCGUCCUAGUUCCCAAGCCUCGGAACGACGGAGCGGUGAGAAUGUGCAUCGACAUGCGAGAACCCAACACAACAAUCACGCGCGUUCGUCAUGUUAUGCCUACCGCAGAAGACAUAGUAAACAUACUAAACGGAGCUGCAUACUUCUCGAAGCUUGACCUCAAUGAGGGCUACCACCAGCUUGAAUUAAACGAAGAGACAAGAGUCAUAACCACUUUCGCCACACACUGCGGUCUCAGAAGAUAUAAACGAUUACUCUUUGGCGUGAAUGCCGCAGCAGAAAUAUUCCAGGACGCAUUCAGACAAGUCCUGCCAGAUGAAGAUGGCGUCAUCAACGUAAGCGACGACAUCCUAAUGUCAGGGCGCACAAUUCAAGAGCACGACCGCCGUCUGCGCUUAGUGCUGAAACGUUUUGAAGAUGCAGGACUCACACUCAACAAGAAAAAAUGUGUCAUCGGUGCUCGAGUCCUCAAAUUCUUCGGACACGUGUUUUCGGCCGAGGGAGUGAGUGUAGACCCAGACAAAGUAGCAGCAGUAGCUGAAAUGACACCGCCGAGAAACCCGACAGAAGUCAGGAGCCUUCUCGGAAUGGUUAACUACUGCGGCAGAUUCAUCCCUCGCCUGACCGAACUCGUAGAGUCCCUGAGAAGCCUGACACACAGGGACGCCGAAUUCUCCUGGACAACAAAACACCAAGAAGCACUGUAA